UCAACAACACACAUACCCAUCGUACUAUUGCAACCCGCACGUACCUCCCUCCCACAACCACCAACUCCAUAAAAAACUGCCGCCAACACUUGCAUCGCAAUCGCCUCAAAUCCGCGACCACAAGCAUCCGCGUCGCUACCAUGUCCUCGUCCAGCUUCCUCCAGAAAAUGCGCAAGGCGCAGCUCGAGGAGCUCGCAUCCGACCUAGACCUGAGCCCGAACGGCCAGAAGAAGGCGGAUCUCGAGAUCUUGAUCGACUCGUUUCUAAGCCAACACCCAGAGCUGUCCACAGACGCGCGCGUCGCGCCCUUCUACAAGCGCCGCUCGACCAACGAGCUCUCCCCCGUCAAGAAAGAGCAAGUCGCAGCAGAGGAGAAAGUCGUCAAAGUCACCAAGCGACGCGCCACAAAGGCCGCUGACGAACUCUCAAACUUGGUUGACGACUCUGACAUCGAGCCCGCAACCACCCGUGCCCGCUCAGCUUUAACCCGCACCCCCGCGCGCGCUCUCUCCCUCGCGCAAUCCGUCCCCUUUCCCCCCUCCCCCUCCGUCGUCGCCGAUGUUCUCGAGCGCCGCACCGCAGCCCUACGCUCCCAGGUCAUGGAAGUCGCUGUCUCCACAGGCGCUGCCGAAGCCGUUGAGUCCGCGCGGGCCUCGCUCUCGAGCCUCCUCAGCAUCGAGACGAUAAUCCUCUUAUUCGAAGCCGCGAACCUCCGCUCCGAGAUCCUCCCAGACCGCUACGCGUUCUCCAUCCCCGCCCUGCCGAUGCUGAACAGGAAGCCCUACCCAGUCUCGCUACCGGACUUGUUCCUCCUCCUCACCUCGAGCUUCUGGCAGCCAUUCACCCUCUGGCUCGCUACUGCUCUCGUCGUGCCGUUGGCGUUCGCGUACUUCUUCAACCUUACCGCUCGCCCCCGCUCCCGCGGCACACAAAGGUUCGAGUACCAGUUCGACCCGCUCACCUUCAACGUUGCCAAGGCGAUUAUCACCUACGCCGUCUUUUCCCAUGGCGCCACCUUCUGGGGUCUCGUUGAUCCCGAGCCCGUCGCGCGCAUUCGCUCUGCCGCGGCGGGAGGAUGGGAGGGCAUUGUCGGCGGCUGCGCUGUGGGCGCGUUGGCGACAAUCUACGAGGCUAUUAUCCGGAAGUAGACAUCUGUCUGCUGUCCGCCUGUCUGUCUGUUUGUUUGGCGCCGGCGAGUCCUCUUUGAAGGUCGAUUGAUGAAAAUACUCUUGUUCUGCUUAUGCGACUCUAUUUCAAUUCCCGCUGCUUUCUACUGUUUUCUCUUCGUUGCGGCUAUGUCGCGGUACCGCGGCCUCCCCCGCCCUGUCGCCUUCCUAUACCACAACUACACAUACCUACUUUAUUCCAUAGGGGCUGGGCCGGCGCGAGGCGUUUUGGAGUCAGGUUUUGGGGGGGUGGAAUGUGUAUAUGAAUGAUGUGGCCUGCUUGGGAAGCCUUGAUGGGUCUUGUUUUUGGGUCCUGUGUCUAUGCGGGUAUACUGUUUUUGUUUGGCUUUUUUGGAUUAUCUCUAGUUUUUUCGUGUUUUUUGCGUGAUUAAAGGGGGGUUGGUUUAUGAGGGAAUAAGUGGGGAUGGUAGGAUAGAGAAUGGCGUGGGAGAGAAGCGCGAAUCGUCCUAGCUAUUCAAAAAUCCAAGAAACUUAGCCGUUGCUCUACUGAAAAAUUCUAUAGAGUACCUUACUCGACACUUUCCGACAGGAUGGCUAGCCGAACACAUCGACGUGAAGCUAAGGCAAAUUGUCUUAAAUUGACUGAGCUAGAGGAGGGAGUAAUUAUUCGAGAUAUAUUUAAGCUAGAUGCAAGAGGAUUUGCGCCCUAGCUAGUGUAGCAAAUUAUAUCCUAGAAUCGCAUAGGGGACAACGCGUUAGCAAGAUCUAGGCACAUCGAUUUGUACAAUGACGUCUAGAGUUAAAGGCGCAUUUUAAUCGCGCGUACGACUUUCAAAGGGCCUUAUGCGAAGAUCCAAAAAUUAGAGCAUGGUUUCAACUAGUAGAGAAUAUACAGGCAAAAUACGGC
Pseudogymnoascus destructans is the source of this 2034-nucleotide messenger RNA. RefSeq lists its product as uncharacterized. The transcript is spliced from 3 exons. Lineage: Eukaryota; Fungi; Ascomycota; Leotiomycetes; Thelebolales; Thelebolaceae. The record is from RefSeq and is a predicted model, not a curated record. Bases 141 to 1148 code for a protein of 335 amino acids. Gene Ontology annotation, cellular component: membrane.